This is a messenger RNA of Armigeres subalbatus, 2333 nucleotides long. RefSeq names its product N-acetylglucosamine-1-phosphotransferase subunits alpha/beta (gene Gnptab). The record is from RefSeq and is a predicted model, not a curated record. Gene Ontology annotation, molecular function: UDP-N-acetylglucosamine-lysosomal-enzyme N-acetylglucosaminephosphotransferase activity; calcium ion binding. Gene Ontology annotation, biological process: carbohydrate phosphorylation; N-glycan processing to lysosome. Bases 239 to 2218 code for a protein of 659 amino acids. Lineage: Eukaryota; Metazoa; Arthropoda; Insecta; Diptera; Culicidae. Gene Ontology annotation, cellular component: Golgi apparatus. The transcript has 4 exons.
GACAUUUGUCCAUCUUUGUUUACAUAUCAAUUUUCACUUCAGCCAAAAAUUGGAUUUUCGCACUGAACUAUAGGAUUUUUUUUUCUAAUAUUCAUAUAAAAUGUGUACAUAAAACCAAAUCCUGUGGCGUAGAUUACUUAUGGACAUAAUGGCUACAAGAAAGUGCAACCUAUCGAUGAGCUCUUCUUCACCAUUAAGUAAAUUUACAAUUUAGGAUUGAUAGAUAGCGUUCGUUGCUAUGAGACUCUGCUUCCUGCCGCGACUUACCGGUAAAUUCCGGAUUCGAUGUUGCUGCUUAGUAACAAUUCUGGCAUCAAUCACUUUAUUGUAUCUAAUAGUUAAUUUGUUAAUAACGCAUACAUCUAUAAACAAAUGUACAAAAUGCUACGAAACCAUUGACGUGGUUUACACGUGGGUAAACGGUAGCGACCAAAGAUUCCUGGAUCGGCUUAAACUUUACGCACUAGUUAGAGAUAAAGCAAGAUAUGACGACAAGAAUGAACUGAAGUACUCGUUGAGGUCUCUCGAGAAGUUUGCGCCCUGGAUCAGAAGAGUCUACAUCGUAACCAACGGACAAAUUCCGUUCUGGCUCAAUCUGGAUAAUUCCAGAGUGCAAAUCGUUCAACACACAGACAUAGCAGAUGAGGAUACUGCAUUGCCCACAUUCUCCAGUGCCGCAAUAGAGACGUUCAUUCACAAGAUACCGGGCCUUUCGAAGAACUUUCUAUAUUUGAAUGAUGACAUCUUCUUGGGAGCACCACUCUUUCCAGAUGAUCUGAUAACGCUAUCGGAAGGCGUAAAAGUUUUCACGGCUUGGCAAGUGCCAGAUUGUGCGACAGAUUGUCCGUGGAUGUUCGUCGGUGAUGGAUCGUGCGAUAGCCAUUGCUAUGUGGAAGAGUGCCAAUUUGACGGAGGCGAUUGUGAUCAUCCGGACUAUCAGAAUCAUAUGCAUGAAUUAGAGGAUUACAACGUGUCCACCGAGGGAGAGGAUACAUUCAUCGAUGUACCGAAAACGUUUCCUAGAACUGCGAGAAAAGCAGAUAAUAUAAGGGAUAUUUAUGAGAUGUUCAAACGAACCAAUGGUUCUUCCACCAAACUACUGGUUGAAAAGUUUAACAAGGAAAAACUGAAAAGCAGUAAAUCAAACACAAAGAAAAGCUCCAGUUCUGAUCACGAUAGAAAUGACAACAAUGAAGAGAAACUAUCAAACUCGCAGGAUAUUUUUGCGCAUUCGUUGAUCCAUACGAAUAAAGUUUUCAAUCACGCAUAUGGUUAUAAAAAUCGCAAAGUACUUGCUCACGUUGGAUUUCUACUGAAUGUGAAUAUAAUAGAGGCCAUGUUGCAACGGUUCCGGAAGGAAUUCUCGGUUACCAAAAGUCAUCGAUUUCGAGAGAAGAACGAUUUGCAAUAUGCAUUCACGUACUACCACUUCUUGAUGAGCGAGAGUCGGAACAAAAGCCUUUCGGAGAUUUUCGAUGAUUUCGACACAGAUGGAUCCGGCACUUGGUCAGACAGAGAGAUUCGGACGCUGCUGACCAAAAUUUACAAUCUUCCUCUAGACUGGUCGGCUGUGAGGUACUUUGAAGAAGUUGUGACAAACUGCUCACUACAACAGAAUAACUUUAUUCCUCUAGAGCACCAGGUUGAACAGAAACUAGUCUACUCUACUUUAGUUUAUGAACGAUAUGAAGAUUCUACCAUUCCCACAGUCACGAAAAACCUAGUUUUGGCAUGUCACGAGCUAACGGAAAUGAUGAAGAUGAACUUUGCGCAAACCCCGCUGUAUAAAUACCACGUGAAUCAAAAGACAGGCAUUUAUAGCAACUUUAAAAUGCUGACUUCGAACAUCACACAAGUCGUCGAUGCUCUGGAUGAACUAAGGAAGAAUCCCAAAAAAUUCAACUGCAUCAAUGACAACCUGUCCGAGAAUAACCCAGAUGAAAAUCAAUUGAUCUCAGCACUUCUGGAGGAUUUCUAUCUCUCGCUCUUCCCCGUCCGUAGUCAAUUUGAGUUGGAGAACAACUAUCGUAACAGAUUUCAGUACUACGACGACUAUCGGGCUUGGUUCGCCCGGAAAACAUUGUUUCGCAAUGGAGUGUAUGCUAUUUGCAUGGUUGCAUUCUUGCUAUGUGUCAAAUUAUUAUGCUUCCGGCACAAAGGUAAAUUUGCCCGAACUUUGGUGUUCCUUAGUAGUCGAACUGAUUACAGCACCAUAUGACGAUUGCACUAUUAAUUGUAGGAAUAAUUUUAGGUAGAAUAAUAUUUGCUUUUAUUUAUUUACUAGAACAUGAAAAAAGAAAGUGUAACACUGAAAUAAACUUCAAUCAAAUGAA